AACAAAUAAAGAAAAAGAAGAAUGAUGAUGAUGCAAGCACAAUCCUUGUGGCCGCACAGAUUUUGCCACACAGGCUUAAACAACAAGAACAGAAGCAGAACAACAAUAGUUAACAACACCAAUAGCAAGAAGAGAAUUUCAAAAGCAGUGACAGUACGAGCAAUGCGUGCGGUGGUUCAGCGCGUGGCCUCUGCAUCCGUCGAAGUCGAUGGCCGUAUCGUAUCGGAGAUUGGCCCCGGUCUUCUCGUUCUCGUCGGAAUUCAUGAUUCCGAUUCCGAUGCCGACGCCGAUUACAUAUGUCGGAAGGUGUUGAACAUGAGGCUAUUCACAAAUGAAGAUACUGGCAAAGCGUGGGACCAUAGUGUUAUGCAAAAAAAUUAUCAAGUUUUACUUGUUAGUCAAUUUACGUUGUAUGGAUUCUUGAAGGGUAACAAGCCAGAUUUUCAUGUCGCAAUGGCACCUCAAAGAGCCAAACCCUUCUAUGCUUCUUUAGUGGACAGGUUUAGGAAUGCCUAUAAUUCUGAUGCACUCAAAGAUGGUGUAUUUGGAGCUAAGAUGAAGGUAAGUUUGGUUAAUGACGGACCGGUUACCAUGCAGCUUGAUUCACAGUCACCCAAAAAUACAAUUGACGCAGCUGAAUCAUGAUUGGAGGUUGAUCCGUCAUAAUGAGCAUGAAUUUGAAUUUUGAACCUUUUGUCAACAAGACCAAAUGUAAGGCAUUAUUUUUGUUAUAUUCUACCUGAAGCUCAUUCUUUCGGAUGUAGCAACUUUAUCAUUUCAUAACACUAUUCAGCUCAAUGAAUGAUUAUGUUCGGCCUUUUCCGUUUUGGGAGCUGCGAACAGUGCCGGUCCUUAUAAUUUGGGUGCCCUUGGUAAACCAGAGAAAAGGGUGCCUUUAUAAUUUUUUAAAUAUCAUCCUUAUUUGGAUCAACAGCACUGUCUAAUCUGGAUAGUUGUCUGAUACCCUGUCUGAUGGUCUAUUGAUCGUAUGCUGUGUUACACAGAUAGCCUGUUAACUCUCAGAAUAUUUAAUGUUCAACCAAGUUUGGAAUGAUGUUUUGGUUGUUCCUACUUUCCAUGGAAGGUUUUAUUGUACUUGUUUUAUUUGAAAUGCUUGAUCAUAGUCACAAUCACUGCUCUUUGUGGUCUCGUUGUGCGACUUAUAAAGAUUUAUAAUUAGUCAGAUAGAUGGAUAAAAAAUAAGAGAAAUUGUUGUAAUUGCAAUGCUAUAUAUACACUGCCCUUGUGUCAGAUUGCUCAUAUAUUGGAAAUGAAUUCUGAUUUUGUGAUAAAGAGUUCUCUCUUUAUCUCAUCUUCCUUCAA
This is a messenger RNA of Medicago truncatula (barrel medic), 1323 nucleotides long. Its product is annotated as D-aminoacyl-tRNA deacylase. Lineage: Eukaryota; Viridiplantae; Streptophyta; Magnoliopsida; Fabales; Fabaceae. Gene Ontology annotation, molecular function: D-tyrosyl-tRNA(Tyr) deacylase activity. Gene Ontology annotation, biological process: tRNA metabolic process. The transcript is spliced from 6 exons. The record is from RefSeq and is a predicted model, not a curated record. Gene Ontology annotation, cellular component: cytoplasm. The coding region runs from base 22 to 645 and encodes 207 amino acids.